Cinclus cinclus is the source of this 3016-nucleotide messenger RNA. It is a transcript of the gene NAGPA, whose product is annotated as N-acetylglucosamine-1-phosphodiester alpha-N-acetylglucosaminidase. The transcript is spliced from 11 exons. Lineage: Eukaryota; Metazoa; Chordata; Aves; Passeriformes; Cinclidae. Bases 1 to 1842 code for a protein of 613 amino acids. The record is from RefSeq and is a predicted model, not a curated record.
AUGGCGGCGUGUGGGGCGGCGGGGGCCGCGGGCGGGGGUCUCGGCCGGGCGGGGGUCGGGGCGGGCCCGUCCCCGGCUCCGGGACGGGGAUCGGGGCGAGCGGGGGUCGGGACUGUCCUCGCAGCCGCGUUGGCGGUGCUUGGAUCGCUGCAGGUGGCCCGCGGCGCCGGGAGCCCCCCCAGCGAGCCUCAGCUGCGGCCCUACCCGCCCUGGCAGCACGGCCCUCGGCACGGCCACAGGCACGUCAGGGACUGCCAGCCCCUCAAGUACGGGAACGUCACGCACGAAGCGUGGCCCGGCGACAAAAGCACGGCCGGCCCGGUGGCUGUCACCAGAGCGUUUGUCUCGUACAUCCACCCAGAAGGCAGCGACCGAAAGGUGGUCUAUGGCCAUUUCACCUUCGUCAGGAACCCCCUGAGGACUUUCUCGGUGCUGGAGCCGGGCGGUGCCGGCGGCUGUCUGGCUCAACGCAGAGUCCCCGUGGAGGAGACUGCAAAGCUCAGGAAGUGUCUGGUGGCCCAGAAUGGCGGGUACUUUAACAUGGAAACUGGAGAGUGCCUUGGGAAUGUUGUGAGCGAUGGAGAGCUGGUGAGAGACUCUGGAGGCUUACAAAACGCUCAGUUUGGCAUCCGGAAAGAUGGCACUAUGGUGUUCGGUUACCUGUCUGAGGAGGAUGUCCUGGAUCAAUCCAACCCUUUUGUGCAGCUUGUGAGUGGCGUGGUUUGGCUGCUGAGGAAUGGAGAAGUGUACAUCAACCAGAGCUGGGUGGCCGAGUGUGGUGACACUCAAACCACAGGAACCUUCGACAGGUUCAUCAACGUGAUCUCAGCCAGGACUGCGGUGGGACACGACCGUCAGGGCCAGCUGGUCUUGGUUCAUGUGGAUGGACAGACAGAAUCCAGAGGGGUCAACCUGUGGGAAAUGGCAGAAUUCCUGAAGCAGCAGGGAGUCAUCAAUGCUAUCAACCUGGAUGGUGGAGGCUCUGCCACGCUGGUGCUGAAUGGGACCCUGGCCAACUACCCCUCUGAGCACUGCCCCUUUGACAACAUGUGGCGCUGUCCCCGGAGCAUCUCCACCGUGGUGUGUGUGCACGAGCCGGACUGUGACCCUCCUGACUGCAGCGGCCACGGGCUCUGCGUGGCCGGGCAGUGCCACUGCGACAGCCACUUCUGGGCAGGUCCCGCCUGUGACACCCUGGACUGCGGCCCGGCCAACUGCAGCCUGCACGGCGUGUGCAGCGCCUCUGGAUGCCUGUGUGACCCUGGCUGGACUGGCAGCAACUGCACUGAAGCCUGUGCUCCUGGUUUCUACGGGGAAUCCUGCAGCCAGAAAUGCCAGUGCCAGCACAGCAGCUCCUGUGACCCCGUGUAUGGAGCCUGCUCCUGCCCUGCCGGCUUCUAUGGCACCAGCUGUGAGCAGGAGUGUCCCCUGGGCUGGUUUGGGCCGAGCUGCCAGAGCCGCUGUGUGUGUGACCACCUGUGUCCCUGUGACCCCGAGACAGGCAGCUGUAACAUCACCCACCACGGGGCACUGCAGGACCACCUACACAGAGCUGGACAGUGUUUGGCUUCCCAGAAAAAGGAAAAGAGCAAAGAAAAAUUCUCUCUGCCAGAAAGCUCGUGGCUGGCCCUGAGCUGUGCCUUGGCCCUGCUGCUUGUGCUGAGUGCCCUGGGGAACGUGGCGCUGGUGCUGCGGGGGCGGCAGCGGGACCGGGACUAUCAGUACCACCCCCUGAGGGACAUCAACGGCGACACCCCUCACUGCCCCACCUCUGCUGCCUGGGACCAGGAAGAGAUCCAGGAGCCCGAGGACACUCAGGACCCAAACCAAGAGUUCCUUUAGAGUCAUGGAUAGGAUGAGGUAUUUCACCCUGCAUUGCCCCUCAGCACCAAUUGGGACUGGGGUUGUUCCCACUGGGAGCCUCAGACUGCUGCCUGAGGAGCAUCAGCUCGAGAACUGUCCUACUGAGGCCGUGGUUUCCUUUCCUCUGCUGCCCCAGCACCCAGCACUGCAGCAUUAGGGGAUGCAGGACAUCCUGUGGGUGAGGGAAUAGCUGCAGCAGGAAAGUAGAUAGGCUAGUUCCUUCUAACACUUGAGGGAAACAGAUGUGGGAUGCAAGUUACAGGCACCUCAGAAAGAUCCCUGCUCACCUGAGCAGUGCUUUUUAAGAUGGAAGUUAAACUGCCUCUAGUACAAAGCUGGGCUUAAGAGUAUUACAGUCAAUGUCUGCCUUUCCUUGCUAAGCUCAGAUUUUAAUCAGAAAAGUGACAAAAAGUUUGUUCUCAAAUGUUGAAGUAGGUGCAGCACCCAGUGCCAGCAGAGCACUCCUGUCCCAGCCACGGUGGUGGCUCAGGGGUGACACACAGGGUUGUGACAGCCCUGGGCAGGGCUGGAGUGUUUUCUGACCAAUCCUCAGGCCAGAGCAGCCCCAGGGGGUGAUGAGUGCUGUGUUUUGGGGCAGCUCCUGCAGCACAGCACCACAGGAAGCCCUGUCAGAUCCCAGGUUCCAUUUCUGCAUCUCUCCAACUCUCAGGAGCCAGAGGCUGUGCCUGGCUGUGUGGGAGGAGGGACCCUGGCACUGACAGAGCCUGGAGCUGUCUCCGUGGGGAGGGGCACAGACAGGGACAGCCUGGCAUGGGUGGCAUAACACAGACUGGGCUGCCCUGGCCCAGCUGGGCACUCCUCAGAUGGAGCAGCAAGGUCUCCAGCCCAGCCAGGAUCCCGAGCACCUCCUCUGGAAAUUUGGAACACAUUCUUGCACAGUUACAUUAGAACAGUGUUUGAGUUUGCUUCCCCAUGAGGGAAACCCAGCCUUGGAUGAGCCCCUUGGAUGCUGCAGAGGGGUGAGAGCCUGUCUGAGCCCCACACAUCUUUAUGCACUCACUCCCUUUUUACCUCUCCAAGUAAAGGAUGUGUAAUUUCUGUGCCAGUGUUGGCAUCAAAUCAGGCUGUAACCCCAAGAGACUCUAUUUUUCUAUGAUUUACAGAUUAUUUGAAACUUGAAUAAAGUCUAUUA